This is a messenger RNA of Rhineura floridana, 924 nucleotides long. Its product is annotated as olfactory receptor 5C1-like. Gene Ontology annotation, biological process: G protein-coupled receptor signaling pathway; sensory perception of smell. Gene Ontology annotation, molecular function: olfactory receptor activity; G protein-coupled receptor activity; odorant binding. The record is from RefSeq and is a predicted model, not a curated record. The coding region runs from base 1 to 924 and encodes 307 amino acids. NCBI's taxonomy places the organism in Eukaryota, Metazoa, Chordata, Lepidosauria, Squamata, Rhineuridae. Gene Ontology annotation, cellular component: membrane. The transcript has a single exon.
AUGGCUCAUCACAAUGGCACUGUGGUGGUGACCACAUUUAUCCUCCUGGGCUUCACUUCCCGCCGUAAUCUUCAGCUCCUUCUCUUCAGCUGCUUCUUACCCAUCUACCUCCUUGGCCUUGGAGGUAACCUGUGUCUGGCCAUCCUCAUCAGGGCUGAGAGGCCCUUGCACACUCCCAUGUACUACUUCCUAAGCCAUCUGGCCCUGAUGGACCUGUGCUCCUGCUGCACCGUGGCUCCCAAGAUGCUCUUGGGCCUCUUGAAAGGGCACGACACCAUUCCUGUCCCAGGCUGUGCCCUUCAGAUGUUCUUCUUUGCGGCUGCUUCUGAUGCCGAAUGUUGCCUACUGGCUGCUAUGGCUUAUGAUCGUUAUGCAGCCAUCUGCCGUCCUCUGCACUAUGGAGCUGCCAUGCCACAGCGUCUUUGUCGCCUCCUAGUGGCAGUGUCCUAUGCAGCAGGGGUGACCUCUGGAGUCAUCCACUCAAGCAUGGCAUUCCGCCUGCCCUUCUGCAGUGCUCACACUUUGGAUCACUUCUUUUGUGACAUCCCUCCAGUGCUGGCUUUGGCCUGUGCAAACACGGACCUUAACCAGCUCCUCCUGUUAGUGGUAUGUGGAACUAUCCAAAGCAUCUCUCUAGCAGCCAUCAUAGUUUCCUAUGGGAUGAUCCUCUGUACUGUGGGGCAAUCAGGGUCACGACGAGCCAUAUCCACUUGUGCAUCCCACCUUACAGCUGUGGGGGUGCUGUAUGGCACGCUCAUUUUCAUGUACCUACGGCCCGAGAGCACGUAUGCCCCCCAGACUGACAAGAUGGCUUCUGUCUUUUACACAGUGGUCAUCCCUACCCUUAAUCCUGGUAUCUACAGCCUCCGUAAUUCCGAGGUCAAACGGGCUGUCAGAAGGAGACUAGCUAAAUGGGGGCACUGA